GCCCGGACUGCGGCUGCAGCCGAGUCAAACAACCUGCAGCUGAUUACAGCUUUCACGGGAAAGAUGGCGACCCGAGUCCUUCAAAGAGUGGGCAAAGGCCUGAAACAGACGAAAAAUGGGCUCCCGGCGAACGGGCAGGUCACGGUUGUCGUAAGGAGCCUCUCAGCUUUCCGUGAGGACAGCUGGUUCAAGUCCCUGUUUGUUAGAAAGGUCGACCCCCGUAAAGACGCUCACUCUCAUCUGCUCGCCAAGAAGGAAGACAACAACCUGUACAAAAUACAGUUUCACAAUGUCAAGCCUGAGUGCCUUGAUGCUUACAAUGAACUUUGCGCGGACGUCUUGCCUUCCAUUCACGCUGACCCCGAAUACUCUUGUGAGCUUGUGGGUACCUGGAACACAUGGUACGGAGAGCAGGAUCAGGCAGUUCACCUGUGGAGAUAUCGGGGAGGAUACCCGGCUCUCACCGAAGUCAUGAACAAACUCAGGCAGAAUAAGGAGUUCAUGGACUACAGGAAAGAGAGAGGGAAGAUGCUGCUGUCUCGUAGGAACCAGCUGCUGCUUGAGUUCAGUUUCUGGAACGAACCCGUCCCUCGUCCAGGACCCAACAUCUACGAGCUGCGAUCGUACCAACUCAGGCCAGGGACGAUGAUCGAGUGGGGAAAUUACUGGGCUCGUGCGAUUGAGUUUCGCCAGCAGAACCACGAGGCGGUGGGAGGCUUUUUCUCACAGAUUGGAAGUCUGUACACAGUUCACCACUUAUGGGCUUACAAAGACCUUCAGUCCAGAGAAGACACCAGAAAUUCAGCCUGGCAGCGUGAAGGCUGGGAUGAGGUUGUUUAUUACACAGUCCCUCUCAUUCAGCACAUGGAGUCUAGAAUAAUGAUUCCCAUGAAGGGUUCGCCCUUGAAGUAACCACAAACAGCGGGGGAACCUCUCGACAGCCACUGCAACUGUCGCACUGACCUGUGGAGAGUGUAACCAACAACCAUCGGAGUGUGCACUGCCAGGGAAAUCUGCGUAACAUCCACAUGCUGUUUCUGUUUUUGUUUUUGUCUUUGUUUCUUUACUCCCCUUUUUUCUGUUUGGGACUAGAAUGUCUUAUUUCAGGUGACGAGGUCAAAUCACCAAAACCGCAUCUGUUACAGCAGUUACUGUGUUACCGAUCCAUGACUUUGUGUAGACAAAAUAUAAUUUAACAUGCCCCUCCUAUUGACUGUCUCCAUCUUUCAAAGAGUCCAAUUACAAGAGCCUUUGCUUAUUUUAUAUGAUGAUAUUAAAACAUCAGUGUUUGAGUGACGAGAUACCAGGAAGAGGUCACAGGGUCCGAAAAUGUGUGGCGGUCUUUCAGAAAAAUGGCUCAUAAUCCUUGUUACACUAGCAGAUAAUAACACAAAGAACAGUAUCUGCCUCCAGUAUCUCAUAACAAAAACACGGUCAGAAGCUCACAGUAUGAUUAUGAAUUGGAUAAGCUUCUUUAAAUGUUUCAGCUGAUGGUCAGUUUUGCAAAGAGGAGCAAGCUGCUUACAAAUGACUGUUUUAAAAUAAGACGAUGAAGCUGAUUGUCAGAGAUGUAGGCCUGCUUCGUACGGCCACAGUCAGACUCCAGCUUUAUAUUCAGUAAAGGUUCACCAGGUCUACACUCAUUGAGAAAAUGUGAUUUUAUGUUUACAUGGCUUUAAUCCCGCCAACUGAUUAGGGUGCGUUCUCACCAUUUCUACCAGAAUCAUUUGGCUGGAUGAAAAGGUUCAUAACGACACUGGUACAAAGACGCACAGAAAUAAAAGUUCACAAAUUCACCACUGAGUGUUGGACUAGUCAGACCAGGAAGCUAGACUUUUAUGGAGAGCACAGUCUUAAUCCCCGCUGGAUACGUGAUGUCCAGUUCUCAGGGUGAAGUUGUGCUGAUUUGCCAAAGGAGUCAUUUUCCAAGUUUGUGUCUCCUCCGUUAAACUGACCACAUCUCCAGAUUCUUACCUAACUUAAACAUCAUGACAACGUCGGGCUCUUUUAGCUGUGGAGAGGGGGGACAAGAUGAUUGAAAAGAUUUUUUUUUCUUGCAGAACUAAUCAGUAUCUACAAACUGCUGUACACUGACUGGUUUGGCCUGUCCCGCAGUCAAGCAAUUAAUGCCAACCGGGUGAUUGUGUGCUUAAACUGAGAUUAACCGGGUUUUUUAAAUGGUCAGAUUGUAGAUAGUACAUAGUGGGUUUAUUGACCAAGCCAGAGAUCUGGUCGAUCCUGUAUCUGUCAAUGACGUGGGAUAUUCUUAACUAUCUUGUAUCACAUGGACGGGAGAGGAGUAAUAUCUCAACGUGCUAAAUGUAAGUUGCAGUGCUUUAAUAAGAUUAGUUGUACAUAUUGAAUAAAAUUCUGAUGGGGGGAAAAAAAA
This is a messenger RNA of Plectropomus leopardus (leopard coralgrouper), 2389 nucleotides long. RefSeq names its product protein NipSnap homolog 2-like. The record is from RefSeq and is a predicted model, not a curated record. NCBI's taxonomy places the organism in Eukaryota, Metazoa, Chordata, Actinopteri, Perciformes, Serranidae. Gene Ontology annotation, cellular component: mitochondrion.